AUGUUUGUCUGCUUGGGCCGCCUUGGAUCAAUUGAUGCAUCAGCUGUAAUACCAGACCCAACAACUGUAUCUCGUAAAAUUCAUUCAUUAGCUGAUGACCAACGUAAAAAGCUGAACGAAUCGACUGCUUUUAUGUUAAAGAACAUAAUGGUGUUUGGUUUGACCCUCGAUUAUUGGAAAAAUAGUUACACAGGUCACAGUUAUUUAACAAUAAAUAUGUAUUUUUCAAAAAAUGGAGAUAUGAAGUCAAUUAUGUUAAAGACAAUGUUGUUUACUGCGGCGAAAACAGGCGAAAAUACGAAAAAAACAUCAGGAGAAGAUGAUUAUAUGCUAGGAAUUGAUAAACGUUUUGUUAACGAAGUUAUGACAAUAUUAUCUCAGUUUAAAACAGCGAGUGAACAAUUAUCCGCUGAUCAUGAGCCGACACCCCAUCUUGUUGUUCCUUGGUUUUGUAAACUCAAAUCGUUUUGUGCAGAUAAAAACAGUGAUACAUUGACGAUUCAUGGAUUCAAAAAAGCUUUGCGCCAGAAGCUAGAUGGCAAGAUAUGGCUUACGUCUUUGCACUACUCUGCAACUUUUCUUCAUCCUACCACAAAAGCACUUUCAACAUUAACAAAACGUGAACGUGAAGAAAUAUUAGCCGAUACACGAAAACUUAUUGUCACAUUGCAAAUUCCAAAAUCGGAUCACGAGAACAUAAAACAAGCUCCAAAAUCAAAGCGGUUUAAGAAAGAUUUAAUAACAGUGAAUGCUGUUUUAAAAGAAUUCGCUUGCCAGGAUGAUCAGGAAAUAGAUGAAGAAGAACAAGAUGAAGUAGCUGAAUAUUCGAGAGCAACAUUACGUUUUAGCUCUGAAGAAGCGGUAAAGUCGCGUUUUGCCAAUAGACAUUCGCCAUAUUGGCGAUUGGCGAAUGUCUCAUAG
Messenger RNA from Didymodactylos carnosus, 921 nucleotides. The record is from the annotation of a GenBank genome assembly. NCBI's taxonomy places the organism in Eukaryota, Metazoa, Rotifera, Eurotatoria, Philodinida, Philodinidae.